Molecule: messenger RNA, 1560 nt
Organism: Puccinia triticina
Lineage: Eukaryota; Fungi; Basidiomycota; Pucciniomycetes; Pucciniales; Pucciniaceae
Exons: 1
Coding region: 1-1560 (519 amino acids)
Biological process (GO): tumor necrosis factor-mediated signaling pathway
Molecular function (GO): signaling receptor activity
Source: RefSeq, a predicted model, not a curated record
AUGGAACAGGUUGAAGCUUUACCAUUCAACACUUCUGCCGACACUUCGACGGAGCUAUCGUCUCAGACCAGCUCGACCACUUCACCGGAAUACACAAUCCAACCCUUCGUAACUAUGCCCGAAAAAGAUUCCGCAAGCCUGGAAGCCUCGCCUUCUCCCGCAAGCCUGGGACCGCCCCCUUCCUCUCAGCCUCCCAGCGCCUUAUCGUCUCAAAGUCCCUCUACCAGCCAAAACUUUUCAGGGCCUGCUGUUCAAGCAGAGCCGUAUGUUCCAUCACCCGUGACCCCUCCAGCCAAUCAUGGCGCUUCCAACUCAAUUUCAGCGCCUGUCAUGCUCCCGCCCUCGUCAAUGCAAGCCAAUGCCACACUUUCCUCUCAAUUGUCCCCCUCUGAUAACUCGACAAACUCGCACGCAGAUGAGCCCCACAAUAUCUCAGUUACAGUUCAGGCAGUCCCAGGACAGGCCUCAAAGCACUCGACCGAACCGGCCGUCCCGCCGCCAUCCCGCGGAGCAGUCAUAGCCCUUGGGGCUCUUACAGCCUUCUUCGUCACACUAAUCAUUGGUCUACUACUGUGGCGGAGACGGCAGAGUAGACGGGUUAAGCCGAGCGAUAGCUUGUCCGUGAUGGAGAAGAAUGAGAAGGGAAGCAGUGACCCCCCUUCGAGAAGUACAUCAUCAAGUCACAAGCCCCUGAAGCACGUGCCCCCGAAGUCACAAUCCAAAGCGGGACCAGGGAUUUCGAAUCCAUUUUCCCGACGGGGGAUAAACCGGCCAAGUCGACCGGCUUCUUUGCCGUUGGACUCGAGGAUCAAUAAGGCAGAGCGUAUUCAAAAGGCACACUCGCAAGAAAUGAAGCCUCACGCCCGGCCGAGCUCGUGGCGCUCGUCGAUUGCAAGUGUCUGGGAGAAUUUGGGCUUGCCCAGUCGGGUGCUGCAUGACCCCAACUCGCAUUUCUGGUCUGACAGCGCCUCGGUAAACUCGGACCGUUCCACACGGAACCUGGUCAGCCGCCCCUCUGCCAUCGCCGAGGAAGAGAGCAUGGGGCCAUCACCAGAGCCAGCUCCCACUUCUUCAGAUCGCCAACCGACCCGCCCGCAGUCGCCUGCGCCGUCCAGGAAGACCGUCGCAAGCGCCAACACCAAUGAGCAAGCAAGCAGUUCGAGUCCGACCCAUCAUCAAUCACCGUCGUCAUUCUCAAGCCAGCCCUCCAAGCAGCCAUCCUCAAAAAACUUGAUUACCUCUAGUCAAGACACCCAAUCCGCCUCGCCCUCGCCUGACGCGGCUGACUCUCACACAACCUCCAGUGCGCGCUCCCAGAAAUCUCCGACUGAUACUACUUCCGUGAAGAGCAACCCAAAGCCUCCCAAGAUCUCGCUCGAGAAGAGUCAAGUCGUCACCCAAACCAACCAUCCUUCCCCACUCGACGCAGGCUCGCUGGACUCUAAUGACGACCUGUCGUCCAAAUCUUCUAUCACCUCCAGCCCCGUGAAAAAUGUAAAAUCUAAGCUGUCUGUAAUCGCACUCGAGAACACUCAAGUCACUCAAACAAUCCCCAUCUAA